Messenger RNA from Phacochoerus africanus (Common warthog), 906 nucleotides. It is a transcript of the gene TEDDM1, whose product is annotated as transmembrane epididymal protein 1. Lineage: Eukaryota; Metazoa; Chordata; Mammalia; Artiodactyla; Suidae. The coding region runs from base 1 to 906 and encodes 301 amino acids. The record is from RefSeq and is a predicted model, not a curated record. The transcript has a single exon.
AUGGGAACCUUUAUCGGUCAUGUGUACCCAGGGCUGUUUCUUCUCUCGUAUGGUUUGUAUCAAGCAGGAGUGGUCUCCAAGGCUGUGAUAUUCAAUGACUCUCUCCUGUAUCCUUCAUCCCCUCCCAGGAGUAAGGGGAGAUGGGCCAGGCUGUGGAAAAUAUCCUACGGAGGACUGCUGAAGAUGCUGGCUGGCUCCCUCCUGAUAGCCUAUGAGAUCAGCUGUGUUAAGGGGGGGCUGAUGCUGAUGAACAGAGAGCUCCCGCCGCGAUUUAUGUACGCCAAACAGUGGCAGCACCUCACCAUGUUCAUCCUCCUCGCCCUCAACGGCUGCGUAGACGGUGUGAGCAAGAACUUCCUGCCUCAGCGCUGCGUGCUCCUAGAAAAAGGGACCCUUGUGCUGACCUUCUACGUGCUCCUGCUGCUGCUGGUGUCACAUGUUCAGGACUCGUCGGGGGUGGAGCUGCAGGUUCACGCUCUGCUCAUCUUGGUGGUGUUCCUGCUGAUGCUGCUGUUCACCAUAGAGCUGUGGGCUCCCGACACGUUUCAACUCUUGGUGAUCAAGUCCUUUCUGUUUCAGAUGAUGGGCUCAUGGCUGAUACAAGCAGGCUUCAUUCUCUACAAACCAGUCAGUGGCUACCCAUGGCUGGACAAUGACAUCAGUGACAUCAUGUUUGUCACCACCUUCUUCUGCUGGCAUGUGAUGAUCAAUGCCUUGUGCCUGCUGGGAAUCUAUGGCAUCUCUGCCUUUUGGCAUCAUUGUUACCGUCCCAGCUGGAAGCUGACGGGGUCCAGGGAAGCUUCAUGUUACACGAGCACUGUGGGACCCCUCUACAAAUUGCUGCAGGAAGUGGAGCAGUCAGAGAAAGAUGACCAGGCUCUUCUCCUUUCAAAGAGCUCACCCUGA